CACUUGACAUACGCAACGCCCGCCCGUAUGCGCCGCCCGGAUAAUACCCAAGCAACACUCACGCACUUUACCCUCUUUGGGAACAGACGUAUGAAUGUGUGUGCAAGAUAACAGCCCCGAGACAAGGUUAGUGUUUGUCUAUAGGUGGGCUUGGUGUUCCAAAGAGCCUGCAGUGGAUUUUUAUACAAGUGUUAUGGCUAUUCUCUCCAACAUUGCCUCCCUACUGGUCAAAGUCAGAACAGUUGUUAUCGUGGGACUUGGUGCUCUGUUAACAGCAGUACUUGCUACUGGAUUACGAGGGGACUGGUUACUUAUUUACGUCCAAGUGAAGGGACUUUGGCAGGGGGAUACGACAUGGAGACCAAUCUCCACUCAACACACGUCCUUCGACGUCGACAACUCAGCCGAUCAUGAUUUCGGAAGCCAUCGGAAAUACCUAAAGGGCUUAGGAUAUUACCUUCUUCAAUCUUUUACUGGGGCUUUCCUCAUCUUUUAUGGAGUUGGUGGAUACUUGAAAUGGUACUACUACAUACAACGCCGUGAGAGGGCAGCAGACUGGAAAUGCCAACCGGAUCGGUUUUUAAAACCGGAAGAUGACCGGUUGGAAUUUUGGUUGGGAUCUCUGAACAUGGCGAUUGGGUCUCUUUUAUCGGGAUUCCUAGUGACGUACAUUAUGAACGGAGGGGAAACAAAACUCUAUUACAGCAUCAAAGACUACGGAUGGGUCUACUUCAUGGCCUCCAUCCCAAUCACCUACCUCUACAACGAAGCAUCUUUUUACUAUUCUCAUCGUUUGAUGCAUUUCCCGGUCUUUUACCGUCGGUAUCACAAGCUUCAUCAUCGUUUCAAAGCCCCAACUCCCUGGUCAGCCGCUGCCAUGCAUCCAUAUGAAUUCAUUAUCUUCCAAUUUUUCCUCGAGAUACCGAUCGUACUGGUCCCGUUACACGCAGGAGUUUUUCUGUUCUGGUUGAUCUACGGAUAUUACUACGGCAUCCUUUCACACUCAGGGAUUGAUCUGCAUUCAAUGCUACCAUGGCAACCAAGCACUAUGUUCCACGACGAUCACCAUAAGUACUUCCAUUGUAAUUUUGGCGUGAAUACGAUGCUCUUCGAUAAGCUUCAUGGGACGAUCAGGAAAGACGACAGAUUUUACUCAGAAACGACCUUCGGAGGGAAGGGCGCCCCCAUCAAACGAACUCCAGAUACAGGAAUCAAGGAUUUAAAUAAUGACAAGUAGCUACACAUUGACGGAAAUCACUAGCGAAAACCACGUGGGAUAGAGCAAUAUUCAGCCACUUUUUGAGAAGGGUUGGCCUGUACAAAAAUCACCCUCUUUUCAAGAGAGUAAUCAUUUGAUUUACGUCAUAACAUUAUUGGUAUUAUGAUUCAGCUGUUAAAUUAAGUUAAACGAUGGAAAAAAUGCUUCGAUCGGCCAAA
This is a messenger RNA of Lytechinus variegatus (green sea urchin), 1437 nucleotides long. RefSeq names its product delta(7)-sterol 5(6)-desaturase erg32-like. Gene Ontology annotation, biological process: sterol biosynthetic process. Gene Ontology annotation, molecular function: C-4 methylsterol oxidase activity; iron ion binding. The transcript is spliced from 7 exons. The record is from RefSeq and is a predicted model, not a curated record. NCBI's taxonomy places the organism in Eukaryota, Metazoa, Echinodermata, Echinoidea, Temnopleuroida, Toxopneustidae. The coding region runs from base 95 to 1237 and encodes 380 amino acids.